AUAAUAAAUAGGUAAAACAGUUUUAACUCACUGCACUAUCCGAGUUUUUAUAUAUUUCAUUAAGGCAAAUCUCAAUUUAUUUACUAUAUGUUUAAAAAAUUAAAGUUUGAGAAAUUAGGAGAAGGAAAGUAAUAUUAAUAGUGCUUAAUAUGUUUUACAAUUCUUUAUAUUUUCAGUUUUCAUGUUGUUCGAAUGUGUAAAAGUGUUAUAUUGUAUUUGAUCAUACAAUUUUAUAAUGUGGCAUGAAAUAUGUUAUAUACAUCACAUUUAAAAACGUUAUAUUUCUUGAAUCUAUAACUUUGAAUCUUUAUAGUCGAAACAGCAAACCAAAUAAUAACACGUUUAACCGUGUUACAUACCUAGGUAGAGUGGCACGUAACGCAACAAAUUUUAUUGCCUGCAAUUUACAAAACUAAUUGGAUUUAAAUAUUAAGAAUAAUAUGAAUUUUAUUUUUUGAACAUCCAUUAUGCAUACGUAUAUACAUAUAUGAUUGCGAUUAAUGUAAUUUUUCUUGGUUUUGCUUGAUACAUUUUAGAUUAAAAUAUUCCAAGAACUAAAGAAUUUCUAUAAACGAUGAUCGAAAGAAAAUAGAUUAUUCCAUCUAGAAUAAUUUUAGUCCAUGUCCAAGCCAACAUAUUCUUGCUGAUUUAAAGGACGAAUUAUGAAACUUUAAGGAAUACGAAAUCUUUUCUUACACAUGAAAAAAUUAAAUAUAUGAUCAUGUCGAUUUUCAAUAUACAUAUGUAUAUAUGCAAAUAUAGUACGAAAUGUACGCAAUAUAUAUAGACGAAUGAACUUUAUGAAUAUUGAGGUUACAUAAACGUAAUAUAUAUGAGUCUUAAUAUAUAUGAAUGUUAAAAUAUAAAUUUAAUUUCCUGUUCUUCUCUCAAUAGUUGAUCUUUAUAGGGGAGAUAUAAAUAGAUGUCCAAAGGACGAGAAAGAAUAUAAUUAUCAAUAAACGAAAUACCAAAGAGAAAAUUAUUCAUUCACGAAUACGAAGUAUCAAUUAACGAUUUUUAGAAAUUUCUCGACAAACAUAUACUUUUAAGAAUUAAGUACUGCAUUGUACUUAAUGAAAAUUGAUACCAAUCAAACACUUCAUCUAGCAAAAGCAACGCUAGAUGACAAAUCAAUAAGUAUUUGAAAGAUAGUUUGUAGUUAUAGCUAUAUAGCCCGAGGAACUAGGACGUUUUAUUCGAAAUUUAAAGUCGAUCAAAGAGAAAAUCGUAGAUGAAUACCGCAUGUGUCACAGAGGAAUGGAAGAUUCGUGAGAACAAUUUUCGGAAUAGCAAGGAAACGUUGGAAUGGGAAAGUACGAUAUGGUAUUUUAAAGGAUUUGAGACAAAGAAAUAAAGUAGGAAAAGAGGUAAUGAUGUUCUUAACUCUCUCCCCAAAGCGAAUUUCAGGAUUUUAUAUACAGCACGGUACAUAUGCACAAAAGAACGGGGCUUUUUCUGCGAAACACUAAACAAUCAUCGCCAUGUUUUAUCGUUAAAGUCGUUUGUGUUUGAUUUUCGGGGGAAUAAAAAGAAGAAGAAGAAGAUAAUAUUGGUUGAGAGAAAAAGGAAUCAUAAUGUUUGUUGACCACAGUAUCACCUGCAGGGGUCAGUUGUAACUAGAGUGGGGGAUAGCGAAGAGCAUUCGUGCAGGCUGGUGGUUCGCUAGUUUCGCGGUAGCGAUAACCCCCGAUGCGCGUGUGCAUGCAUGUAUUUCGAUGUGUUAGGUUUAGAUAGAUUCGCUUAUACAGGGAAAGAGAGACCUCAAAGCCGUUUUCCUCGGUCGUUCAAUACGCGCGCGCGCGAAACGAAUCGACUUCGUUCCAUAGUAUCGUCACAGUUCUCGUCGGAGACGUUCGUGAUUUUGCACCCUUGUUCAAGUCACAAUUUAUCGAACUAUAUGACGAGGGUACACCACGGUUUCCUUUCUUAUUUUCCUUCAUCUCUAUUUCUAUCUUCGCCUUUCUUUCCCUCCAGUUCUCUUUCAUUUACUAAAUCCUUCGUUUUCUUCGCUGCCUCCUUUCUCUUUACGUUCGUUUCUCUCGUUAUAUUUAUAUACGUGUUAAUUUCUAUCCUAAUCCCAUCCCAUCCCAUCGUUUCGAUUUUAACACAUAAUAUCGCGUUCCCCUCGGCUCGUUACUCGCAAAUUUAUGUGCCUGAUUCUUUCUUCCUCCUUAUCCCAUUGGUCGACACAUCGUUAUCAUCUCAUUUAAACCCAAUUUGGAACGCUAUUCAGAGCUCAAGCUUUGAAUCUCCUUGGAUAAAGCAAAUGGUAAAUAUGAUUCGCGAGUGUCAUACGUUACUGGAGUGACCAGUAAUCAACAGACUGGGUUUUACGUCAUUCCUUGUUGUUGUCCUAUCUUGUUAUUCGGCAUUGUUUUCUAUUCGCGAUGCGAUCAACCACGGGAUCGUGUGUGAACGAUAUCCAGGAGACGACGUCGCAGGCCAGGCCGGAUUAGGGGUACAUCGAUCAUCAAGAUAUCAAGGAAAAAUCACGCAACGUCUCUUUCGAGUAUACUCUAAUACUUCCCUUCUCCUUCCUUGUUUUUCCUUACUGUCCCUCGUUUCCCGGUUUCCAACCAUUUGACCGACUCUUCAUCCUUCCUCCCUUUCUUUUCAUUAUUUCUGUUUCUCUUGCUUUCGUUCUCCUUCUUGACUUUUUUUACCGCUUGGUGGUGAAACGCGCCGCAGUGGCACGAUCGUCAUCGACGAAAAAAGAAGAAUCUAUAUACUGUACCGCGACACACAUACGAGUUCGCGCUCAGUCAAUAGCAGCUGCAUCCUUUGAAAUUUCAAAAGAAGUACAAACACAAGAGCAUAUCCACGAGUGCGAAACGAACGCAUCGUGAUCGAAUACCAGAUACGACCGGCGAUCAAACUAGCGGAGAAGAAACUGCUGCCUUCCAGCCUGCCGUAAUACGGUGGUGCUACGACGAUAUCGAGAAGCAGGCCCAGUCGGCGGUCAAACAGUAUUAUGCGUAUUCUACGCUUUUGUUUAUUAUCGAGGGAAGAGAUUCUUAUGGAUGAACAUGCACGAGCUGUCGAGUCGCGAAGGUGAAAAAGAAUAGAACGGAAACGCGAUAAGCUGUACGUAGGAACCGCAACGAUGAAAGGUACACAUUUCGGUGAGCCGAGGAACCAAAGAUUCCAAUGAUACCUUCGCAAGGUGGCCGUGAGGGAUACAAAGGUUCUGCCAACCCUCCGAGCAACGGCUCUGAGGACAAUGGCUUCGCUAAUCGACCCCGAGUGGCGGGCCUUUACGCGACGAAUCUCUUCAGAGAAGAGCUCGUUCGAUUCUCGUCAGGAGAGACUACUCGAUCUCAUGGUCUCACGCGAGAUACUCUCGAAAGAUCGUCACGAGAGAUUGGAAGCCAGAGAAGUUUAAAUCUCCCUACGGGCAUAGCCGAGGAAUUCGAGCUUUUGGAUCGGUCAAGAGUCGGGAUUUCGAGAACACCCCAGCCAUUAAGGAGAGGAGAGACGGACGCUGCUCGUUACGAACCUAGAUCCAGAUUCAAUGAAUCCGCCACCAGACAAAGGGAUCAUUAUGGAUCGCCACCUGUCGAAAGGAUUCGCGAUAGGGAGGACGAGCAACAGGAAGAAUGCAUUGCUCGAUCCGCGUGCAGUACCCUUCGUGUGUCUCUCCUUGAGUUUCCGCGCUCCGAGCAGACGACGUGGAUGGAGUCGGACGUUGGUGAUUCUAAGAUACCUGUUUCAACCGAUGAUCUCGCUGGGAGAAGAGGACCAGAUGACAGUUCGAUGUUCGUUACAACUUCCGCCUCGAUACUUAUUUCUCCCGCGAGUGAGACCAGCGAAUGCGAUGCAAUCUCGCCUCCGGAAGUGGAGAAAUCAUCACCGCCACCGUAUACGGGCCUCAGUCCGCCGGAGUACACCGGCCAAGAGUACGAGACCAGUGAAACGCCUUCGCCGAUUUUUCCAAAUUAUCCACUGACGUCGUACGCGGAAGAGACACAUCACAGACGUUCGAGGUCGUCCGUUUCGGACGCCGGGCUUGAAUUCAUUGCACACGACGAACGUUUAAAACGUGAUAGCCGAUUCGAGUCGGAGCCGGAGGAAGCUUUGGCGGAAGAGAUUGGCAGAUCGAGGCGAACCAGAUCGAAUUUAGAAAGGUCUACGGACGACGAUGUCUCGAGAUCUAGAGAUGUCGCGAGGCUGCGACCUCCCUUGGCCGCAGCAGCGGGUGUUUCGGCCGAUUCUGGGACCGGUGAUUCUGGAAGUGCGGAGAUCCAAGUGGAUCCCCUCGGCAUUCCCAGAACAACGACCACUGGUGAAAUUCUAGAUGGAAGGAACGGAGUUGAGAACGGCCAAGCCGCUAGUAAGUCGUCCAUUAAAACUCCCACCGGGAACAAUAAGCAAACGGUGAAACUCUUCACAAAGGAAAGUCUCGACAGGUUGGAAAACAAGACCGUACAGCUCGUCAGAGAUUAUGGCUUUCAGCCGAAACGACGAAUGUCGGUCGAAGAUGGUGCGGUGCUUCCAAACAAAUUCGAACCUUUCCCAACUGAGCUUUACGGUAGGCCACUCGAGGAGAUUGACAACUUUAUCUACGACGAGACAUUCUGCGUGGUAUCGAAGAGAUUUCGUAAAAAUUACAUUCACCGAUUCACGGCGACAAACAGCUGGUUCAUAUUUUCCCCGUGGAAUCCUAUAAGGCGGUAUUGUAUUUACCUAAGCACGAAUCAGUACUUCGAUUAUAUAGUCAUGGCUACGAUAAUAUUAAAUUGUGCCUUCCUCGCCAUGACGGAAACUAUCGAGGAAGCCGAAUAUAUAUUCUUAGCUAUAUACACGGCCGAAAUGGUGAUCAAAUCGAUAGCCAAGGGAUUUGCGCUCAAUAAAUACACUUACCUGCGAAAUCCGUGGAACUGGUUGGAUUUCGUGGUGAUCACCAGUGGUUAUGCGACUAUUGGAAUGGAAGUAGGAAAUUUGGCUGGGUUGAGAACAUUCCGAGUAUUGAGAGCCCUCAAAACCGUUUCCAUUAUGCCUGGCUUAAAAACCAUCAUCAAUGCAUUGUUACAUAGUUUUAAGCAACUUGCCGAAGUAAUGACGCUCACGAUCUUCUGCCUGAUGGUUUUUGCACUUUUUGCUCUACAAGUUUACAUGGGUGAACUUCGGAAUAAAUGCGUAAAAAAUGUGGAGUUCAAUAAUACUCAAGUCGAUUGGAGAGAGUGGACUUGGAACUCGUCCAACUGGGCAUUCGAUGAAGACGAAGAACCAAUAAUUUGCGGUAACGCAACCGGCGCCAGGCACUGCAACGAAAGUUACAUCUGUCUUUGUGUUGGCCCAAAUCCAAACCAUGGAUAUACAAAUUUCGACAACUUUCUGUGGUCGAUGCUCACCACGUUUCAACUGAUUACUCUGGAUUAUUGGGAAGACGUCUAUAAUAAGGUAUUGUCGGCGUGCGGACCUAUCAGCGUCUCGUUCUUCACGGUGGUCGUGUUUUUUGGCUCGUUUUAUUUGAUCAAUUUGAUGCUCGCUGUCGUUGCGCUGAGCUAUGAGGAGGAAGCCGAAAUUACGAACGAGGAACGAAGAAAGGACUUAACCGACCAUCGCGAGGACUCGACGUUUAGUUUCGACCCGACAAAAAUCAAUGUGAAGACGCUUGCCAAAGAAAAGCAAAAGAAAUUAGACGCGAGGAAAGGAGUUCUCCUAAGUAGUUACACGCGCAAAAAAACACGAAGAAGAAGACGUGGGAGAAGCACUGGUCAAGAUAAAGGUGGCUGUGUGCCAAGCAGAUCGGUGACACCAAGCCCGAGCCCAAGUCCAAGACAUUCGAACGUUCGACCGUCUCACUUACUUUUACAAAAUAUUAGCCCACGAACUGUAGAGAAUAACGGGGUUCAUAGAUUGGCGCCAAAUCGUGGAAUGCUUCAUUCUCGACAAGCAAGUAACAACAGUAAUCAACACUCGUCGUUAGACGACUCAGGCGUUGUCGACGACCACGAUGGCGACGAUGUCACAUCCGUAGAAGAACACGACAGGCGUGAUAACAAAGAAUCUAGGACCCAUUGGCAAGAGAGGAUAUCUACGAAUAAUAACGCCGAUGGCAAUGCUGAAACUAAUGCGGGUGAAACGAAAAAUGAAACGAAUAACGAGACAGAAGUGGACAAUGAAAGAGAAAAAUCACAGGCAACUCAUUCCGGCGGAUAUCUUCGAGCGCCUACGAACGUUCCAGUUUCUCUUGCCAGCGGAACUACUAGAGAAAUUCGAGUGUUUAAAUGCAACGGCGUGAAAACAAAGAAACAGAUGUACACCUUGCCGCCAGAGUAUCUAUCGCACAUUGUUAUUUUAGAUGAUCUUCCCGAUAGAAAUUGUGAAAGGUGUAUCCAAUGCUGUAUAGAUUACGAGGGUUGGCUACGAUUUCAGAAUUGCUUGUACAAGGUAGUGAGAGAUCCACUAUUCGAGUUGACGAUCACAUUGUGCAUCGUUCUGAACACUGGUUUUCUGGCAAUGGAACACCACGGAAUGAGCGAGUCGAUUCGACAGGCGCUCAACAUCGGUAAUAAAGUGUUUACCAGUAUCUUCACCUUCGAAUGUUUGCUGAAACUGUUGGCGCUGAGUAAAGAUUUUUUCGCCAACGGAUGGAACAAUUUCGAUUUGAUAAUAGUGUCAGCGUCUCUGAUAGAUCUUACCUUCGAACUGGUAGACGGCCUGUCCGUGAUACGCGGACUGAGACUUCUGCGUGUGUUAAAGCUGGCACAAUCCUGGACGACGAUGAAGGUUCUUCUCAGUAUUAUUAUUUCAACGAUCGGCGCCCUUGGAAAUCUCACCUUAGUUUUGGUGAUCGUGAUUUAUAUAUUUGCCGUGAUCGGCAUGCAAUUAUUCAGUAAAGACUACACUUUGGACAAAUUUUACCCAGAUCCGGUUCCACGGUGGAACUUUAACGAUUUCUUUCACUCGUUCAUGAUGAUAUUUCGUAUAUUAUGUGGAGAAUGGAUCGAGCCCCUGUGGGACUGCAUGCGAGCAGAAGAAGAAGACGGGCCCGAGGCUUGUUUCGCCAUAUUUUUGCCAGCUCUCGUAAUGGGUAAUUUCAUGGUGUUGAAUCUUUUUCUUGCUUUGCUGCUCAACAGCUUUAAUUCGGAGGAAUUGAAACAGAAAAAGGAGGAAGUCGGCGAUGACUCGAAACUCGCAAGAUCGUUCGAUCGUAUCCGUUCGAUUAUACGGAAGAAUAAAUGUUCGCGCUUGUCUCAAGCUGUCGCUAAAGGGAAAGGGAAGGAUGCUCGUUUCGAAAAAAUCGUGCGACGCGUAAUAGAUCGGUCUGACAACGAGACUAAAUACGCUAUUCAAGAGACUGUACUCAGCCUUCCAAAAGAUAACGUUUACAAUAGAUCUUAUCAAGAAAGUUUAAAUCAGCCCGUUUUUUCUUACGAUCCAAUGUACUCUCAGUCUCAAACGGAAGAACAAAGAUGCGGACAAAGGGAGAAGGAAGAAGAGAAGGACGCCUUGCCAGACGACGAAAACAAUUAUUCGAGCAAGGAAAAAGAGAUUGAGGCAAACGAAGGCAAAGAGGAGGAAUGUCAAGAAGUCGAUGUCGUGAGAGACUCUUCGUCUUCGAACAAAGCACCAAUUGAAGAAAGAGUCGCGAUGCUACCUCAGAUAGAUCCGUUUCCUAGAACCGAGGAUCGGGUACCAAAACGACCUUGGCACGCGCUUGUCAGCUACGUCGAUGAACUGACUGUUGGCGGUAGGAGAGAUAGUAAAGGAAAAUACAUCGAUGGUAUGGGUUCUUUUCCUGGAUUUGGAAGAAGCAACCGACGCAAAGAACCGCAAGAUUGCUUUCCACGACAGUGUUAUCAGAAGUGUACCUGCAUCGACCGGUGUAUUGCAACAGCUAUCGGCAAAAAAUGGAUCAGAAUGCGAACAGUGAUUCUUUCAGUCGUUGACACGCCUGCCUUCGAAUGGAUGAUCCUAGUUUUCAUUUUUGCAUCCUCCAUAACUCUUUGUUUCGAAGAUAUUUAUCUAGAUGAUAACCCUUUCUUGAAGAAAAUCCUCUAUUGGACCAAUCUUGGCUUCUGCGCGCUUUUCAGCAUUGAGAUGUUACUCAAGUGGUUAGCUCUGGGUUUCUGCAAAUAUUUCACCAGUUUUUGGACAAUCUUGGAUUUUAUAAUUGUCUUUGUAUCAACAUUUAGUCUGUUGAUAGAAGAAAACGAAAAUUUAAAAGUGCUAAGAUCUCUAAGAACCUUGAGAGCACUGAGACCAUUAAGGGCGAUAUCGAGAUGGCAAGGCAUGAGGAUCGUAGUGAACGCGUUGAUGUAUGCGAUACCUAGUAUAUUCAACGUGCUCCUCGUCUGUCUCGUGUUCUGGCUGAUAUUUUCUAUUAUGGGUGUACAAUUUUUCGGCGGCAAGUUUUUCAAAUGCGUUGACGAGUACGGCGAAUUAUUAGAUAUAUCAAUUGUAAACACGAAAGACGACUGUCUGAGGAAAAAUUACUCUUGGGAAAAUAGUAAAAUUACGUUUGAUCACGUCGGAAUAGCUUAUCUAGCUCUGUUCCAAGUAGCCACAUUCGAAGGGUGGAUGGAGGUGAUGCAGGAUGCAGUAGACGCAAGAGGUGUAGAUCUUCAGCCUCAAAGAGAAGCAAACAUCUACGCAUAUUUCUACUUUGUGAUAUUUAUCGUUUGUGGCUCCUUUUUUACACUAAACCUCUUUAUCGGAGUAAUUAUAGACAACUUUAAUAUGUUGAAGAAAAAGUACGAAGGUGGGGUGCUAGAAAUGUUUUUGACCGAAAGUCAAAAGCACUACUACACUGCCAUGAAAAAGCUUGGCCGUAAAAAGCCACAAAAAGUGAUAAAGCGUCCGAUGAAUCAAAUCCUCGCAAUGUUUUACGACCUAUCGAAUUCACGCAGAUUUGAAAUAGCAAUUUUCAUUUUGAUAUUCCUCAACAUGCUGACAAUGGGAAUCGAGCAUUACGAUCAGCCUCAUCCAAUCUUCUUCGUUCUCGAAGUGUCCAACGCAUUUUUCACGACCGUUUUCGGAUUAGAGGCAAUCGUGAAAAUAAUUGGGCUUCGAUAUCACUAUUUCACGGUGCCAUGGAACUUGUUCGAUUUCCUCCUCGUGCUGGCAUCCAUAUUAGGAAUAUUGAUGGAGGAUAUUAUGGUAGACUUUCCGGUGUCUCCGACGCUCCUGCGAGUCGUGAGAGUGUUCAGAAUCGGUCGAAUCUUAAGGCUCAUAAAGGCAGCCAAAGGUAUUCGUAAACUGCUCUUCGCUCUGGUGGUUAGUCUUCCGGCGCUGUUCAACAUCGGUGCCCUGUUAGCUCUAAUUACUUUUAUUUAUGCCAUUAUCGGCAUGUCAGUCUUUGGUCAUGUUAAAAAGCAAGGCGCGCUCGAUGAUAUGGUAAAUUUCGAAACUUUUGGUAGAAGCAUGCAAUUACUGUUUCGAUUAAUGACAUCGGCCGGUUGGAAUGAUGUGUUAGAGUCUUUGAUGGUACAACCACCGGAUUGCGAUCCGACUCCGACUAGUCGACAAAUGAAUGGAAAUUGCGGAUAUCCUCUCUUGGCAAUAACAUAUUUUACUUCUUUCAUCAUAAUCAGCUAUAUGAUAGUUAUCAAUAUGUACAUUGCUAUUAUCCUCGAGAAUUUUAAUCAGGCCCAUCAGGAAGAAGAGAUUGGUAUCGUCGAAGAUGAUUUAGAAAUGUUUUACAUACGAUGGUCCAAGUAUGAUCCGCACGCGACACAGUUCAUAAAUUUCUCGCAAUUAAGCGAUUUCAUAGCAAGCCUGGAUCCACCGUUAGGAAUUUCGAAACCAAAUAUGGUCGCGUUGGUUAGCUUUAAUCUUCCUAUCGCAAAGGGUAAUAAGAUUCAUUGUCUGGACAUUCUGCACGCACUUGUCAAGCACGUCCUUGGACACGUAGAGGAGUCUGAAGAUUUCCGAAAGCUACAGGAACAGAUGGAUAUCAAGUUUAAGAAACAAUUUCCUACGCGCAAAGAACUUGAGAUUGUUUCUUCGACGAGAAUGUGGAAACGUCAAGAUAAAGCAGCUAGGCUGAUUCAACGUACUAUCAGGGAAUUUAUAACGGCAAAAAAGGAACGUGAAAGGAUGGCUCAAGAAGUAGACUCGCAGACUCAAACGUCGAGUCCUGGUGGUGGGAAUGAGGGUAGGGGCGGGGGUGGAUGGAGUGGCAAAGUAUCGGCAUUUCUACAUGUGCAUAGAGGUAGCCGAGCCAGUAGUCGCAAGUCCUCGAGGGCCAGCGACGCCAGCGAUUUCAGCGAGCUCGGUACAGCUUCGGCAUGGCUUUUUCCAAACUUACCUCUGCUGUUGCUCUCCGGCGCCACCGGUACUCACGAGGACCUGCCUCCUCCCGCUCUGACCGUAUCCCGUCCCUCGCCGACUACAGAACAACAAUCGUUUACCGGGUCCUCUGCUACUUCUGCUAUUUCCUCUGAUCUACACAUUAGAUCAAUCGGGGGUCCGACUCUCGGCCGGCAGAAUGCCGUUGAAAGUUAUCCCGAUGAGGAAGUCCCCAGUCUUCCUACGAAGCGCAGAUCACUUCCGCCAAGCGCUACAACACUCUCUCUAAAUACCUUACAUCGUGACAUCAAAGAAGCGUUUAGCAGACGUUGCGGUAGCCUCCGGAAGAAACAUCAACCAGCACCAGAACCAGCUCCGCUGCCAAUCGAAUCUACCGAUGUAAGCAUACUUGUUACAGAACCCAGUCCAGAGAAUUCAGCACCGCCUACAAGACCGGCACUACUUAGACGACAAUCCGCCGCCACGGUAGUUCACGUUCUCGUUCACAGAGAGAGUGAAGAAUAUCGAGAUACACAACCCGACAAUGCCAGUUGAUCUUAGAUCGUUAUGCUUGACAUCCUUCCGAAAUCAGUUUAAACGAGAGGCUAGGCUGAAAGCCACCGAAAUUUUGCUUCUUAUCGCGUUACAGUGACCUCAAGAUUCGAAUCUCAUCCGAUUCCCUCUCCUCUCCCCCUUUCUUUGACGCUGUUGCCUUAACAUCAUUACCAUCAAAUGUUCUUACUAUUUCAUUAUAAUAUGUACAUUUGAGAAGUCUCAAUGAAAUUAUUUCCUAACAAUUACAAUAGUAAUAACUUUAUAAAAAUAUUUAUUCCGAUAAUUAGAUCUUCUUGUAAACACAGUACAAUUUUUCUUUUACAAAAGCUAUUCUAACGAUACUUUUGAUCCUAAUGAAUAAUAGUAGCCUAUUUUUAGUAAUCAAUUUAUCGCGACGAGCUUAAAUCUUUUUCUUAUGCAGUAGAAACAGUGAUAGCUGGAAUAUAUAUAGUUGAGGUAGUUUAAUUGACUCGAUAUUACACGAAACUCACAUUUCUUCUACCAUAAUUAAGGGUGAUUGGACCAAUUUAGUGAAAUAUAUUUAAAUUCCGAUCCCUUCUUCAAGUUAAAUCAUUGAUACGGUCUACUCGUUAUAAAGAGGAAUGAAUAAUAAUUACGUGGACAAAAGAAUAAUACUGCCUUAAAUAGCAUAGAUUUUUCAUUUGUAUAAUUAUUUUGAAGAAAGAAACAAAAAGGACAAAAAAGAGAGGGAAAGAGAAGAUGGAAGAAGGAAAACCAAACGGGAAUUUUUAAAGAAGAUUGUACACUUAGCCAAGUAGUUGUUUUUCUUUACACAUUUAAGGAAACGUAGAAUACUAGUACCGCCACUAAUUUUGUAUAAUAUCAGACAUCAUAAAUAAUAGCAUUUAUAGAACGUAAACGUAUGUGAUGUUUGUCUUAUUCAGAAUUAUCAAGGAAAUUGCGAUAUUCCUAAUAAGUAAUAAGAUCACAUGCUUAUCGCUAAUUUAGAAUUAAUAAUAUUUCUUUGUUUUCGUUCCAUAUUUGUUAGAAAGAAAGACUUUCUCUUCUGGACACGUUAUAGCAUUCAAGUAAUGAAUCGGAUAUUCACUACGCUAAUGAUCGAUAUUUAGCUUUCCGUAUAUGUAUAUAUGUGCUAACUUUAUAAUCAAUGUUAUCUCUUCGAGAAUAUCGGAGAAAAUGUAACGAUAUUUUCUUUUAUGUUGAAAUCAAAUAACUAACAAAGAGGAACAAUAAUGUUCUAAUUAAGCGAAAUUAAAAUUUGGUGCAUUUUAACCAGCUUGGAGUACCAAUUCCAAUAUACAGUACAAUUUUGUAACUUAUUUUAUAAUAUUAUAAUUAGCCAUAUAUGUAUAUAUAUGUAUGUAUGUAUAUAUAUAUAUAUAUACAUAUAUAUAUAUAUACACGCGGAAAACCUGAUAUCGAUCAUUGAUAAUCAACGGAAUAGUAAAUUUAUCAAGAAUCUGUUAAUAUGUAUGGAAAUCGAACAAUGCCCAGAAAGGAUGGCUCUCUCUCUCCUCUAACGUUCUUCAUAGCAUUAUUUUGAAAUAAAAUGCAUUAAUAUGUUACAUUGCACGUAUAAUUAUACUUACAUAUCGCACGGUAUCUAUUGCUCAAAAAAGAAAGAAAAAAGGAAAAAACGAAGAAAUCAUAAUGAAUUUAAACGUUACUUUCAAAUUCAUAUUGAUUUCUACAUUGACAUAAUAUACAGUAUGUUCUGUUUAGCUGAGAACACUCGAAUAUCUAGAAAAAUACAAAUGAUACGAAAAAAUGUUUUAGACAAAAGCUGUAUGGUAUCGAAGGGAACAUACUGUGCUUUUAUGUGUUUGACCUUGCAAUGACUUAAAAACGUCUUGUAAAGACGAUAUUAAGAUUUUUUAAUGGAUAUCUCCAUUUUUCAUUACAUAUUCUCGUAACUGAUAUUCAGAUGUUUACAAGACACUACAAGCUUAUGGCUUUCGCAUCACCCGUUAUCGAGAUAUAAACUUUCAAAUUCGGCAGAUCAACAUUGAAUUUUUAAGUUCAUAUUUUGAUGGCAAAUGGUGCUAAAGACACGAGUUUGUAAUCUCUUGAAGACGUUCUGAAUAUCAGCUACAAGAAUAUUUAAUAAAAAAUAGAAAUAGCCGUUAAAAAAUUUUAAUCCAUUUUUACAGGAUGAUCCAAGGUCGUCGCAAGGUGAAAUAGAUAAAAGCACAAAUAAAUAAUGUCUCCCUUGAUACCAUACACUUUUUUGUAUCAUUUCCAUUUAUCCAGAUAUUUGAGCGUUUCUAGUUAAACAGGGCAUACUGUAUGUAUUGCUUUUCUUUCCAUUUUCUAUAUAAUUAAGAAACAACAAAUCAAGAGCAAGCCAGUAAAUAUCGCUACAUACAGUAUGUCAAGUACAAGAAAGGACAGUAUUAUAGAUAUCUUUGUUUUUUUGUUUAUUUCAUUCAACUAAUUAUAAAACGAAAAAGGUUUAUGUAAACCUAACGAUGUAUUCUUGUUUUCGAAGAGAAAUCUUAUAAGUUUAAUAAUUAACAAAUUGAGAAUAUAAACGAAUAAGGUAAAAUUUCUACAUAUUUAGAACAAUGAUACAAUUUGUUUUUAUAAUUUUAUUGAAAUUCGUGAAACUGAAUUUAUCAAUGAAUUUAUACCAAUCUAGAAAGAAUUAUUUUCUUUUCCGGAUAAAAUCGUAUAAAUAAUAAACAGUAUAAACAGUUUUUUCCUUUUUAACUAUUAAAGACUAUUAUAUUUAGAACUGUACUUUGUAUGAAAGAAAUUUUUAAAUCUUCGACGAUGAGUAUUAUAGAUAUCGCUCAUUUACUACACAACAAGGACAUCACUUGAAUAACUUGAAUUAUUGAUACAGAAAAAGCAAUUGUUCCUUGUAUGUACCACUUUUGGAGUUUUAUAAAUUAACUUCAAAAGUUCACCACGUCAGGGCAACAGUUAUCCGCUGUUAUUUAUACUAAUAGCUAUCGCUGUUGCAUCAUCAUGAAACUAUAAAAGUUUAAAACAUUCAAACUCGUUUACGCUAAAAUCGUGAUUUUUCUGUUAUGUUAUUGUUGCAGCAAAUGAGCGAUAUGUAAUGUAUACAUAUGUAUAUAUACGUGUAUCAUAUAAUGUUGUAUGUAUAUAUAUGUACACGUAUAAAUAUAAAAUUAAUAUGUAUAAAAAUAAUUUUUUAUUUUAUUUUUUCUUUGUUAUGCUAAAUUUGUGUGACAAAAUCAUAGAAAACUAUGUCAUCUAACAUCUGUACAAUAUGAAACUAAAAAUUAAGAAAUAUUUAAUGACAGAAAGGGAGAGAGGUAGGAAAGAGCGGAAGAAAGAAAUGGGGAAGAGAAUUUUAAAAAUAGAUUCACAUAGAGAAAGGAACAACGAAUUUUGUAGUAAUUAGUUACAUUUUUAGCGUAACCUUAUUGGAUCAUCUUCAUUUAUUUAUUUGUUUAUUUAAUAUUCAAAUCCCUAAAAUUAAAAACGUCACACAAUUUAUUGAUUCUUAUAACAAUAGACGUUCACGUUAACAUUUUCAUAUUUUCCUUUCACAAAUUAAACGUUGCCAUUAACACGUCACGACCUCUCGUGGACCUAUAGUGCCUAUUGUUAGAAAACGAUUGCGAGUUAAUAUAAUAUGUAUACAAAAAUAUAAACAUGUAUAUUAGAUUUUCAUAUUACAAAGCGUUCGUACAUGAAAACUGUACGAGCUAAAUUUACGUAAAAAUCUCUCGUUAGAACGUACAACGUACGUUACUUUUAGAGUUUAGCAUUUAAUGCUUAAUGCUUGAUAAAUCUGUUUCUUCGCGCGUUGACUAUAAGACAUAGUUAUUAAGUAUUAAGGAUCACUGAGAAAAAGGUCGAUAAGUAAACCAGACAGGAAGAUAAGAUUAAAGAUAAAAAUUUAAUAUUUCGAAAAUAUAAUUUAAUUCGAAAAUGUGAUCUUUCCAAGACACGCAUUGUAAAGCUAUGUAUCAUGUCAAUUAAAGGCAUAAAUUAUACUGUAUGUUAUUCAUAAUUGGCGCCUAUACGCGCGAUACGUCUAGAUACUACAUACAAUAUUAUAAAUAUAUCAAAAAAAUAAGAGACUGGACAUAACACGCGACUAUCUUAAAACUAACGGAUAGUAAAAUUCCAAAAAAUUGUACAAUCACGCUCGGAUAUCCACCAGGGGUCCGAAAUUAUUUAGAUUAUAAACUUUUCUGCGUGUCUGCGUGCUGCGUGCGUGUGUGUGAACAAAAUUCGAUAAAACAACACCUGCUCAAACCUAUACAUAUUUAAAUACACCGUCAGGAUGCACUAACCUAACUAUAAAUUAUUAUUGCAACUAUCAGCUUUUUCUUUCGACGCUGGAACGUGCGAUCGAUCGUACAAUUCAUUGUUAAUUCCAAUUAGUUUAACGUUUCUCACAUUUUUUUAUAUAAAAAAGACAGGAAAAUGCAUCAAGGUGACAAUAUUGUUCACACUAUACAAUGAAACAACAACAAAAAUCGAAUGUUCUUUCAUUCGAACGAAAAGAAAAAAACGUAUAGUUAUGAGAAAUCUUUUAAGUAAUAAUGUUAAAACGAGAGAUACCCAUUAGUACAGGGUUAAUGACAAUCGAGGUCUUGAAGGAAAAUUGCUUUUUUCUAUUCCUCCACCAUUUUACGCAAUUUACUUUGAAAAAACUUAGCAUAACUAUUUCAAAAUAAUCAAUAUCGUUUACUCUUAACAGUCAAUACUCUAUUGUUAAUAAAUGAUAAUCUCAAUUUAUUACAAAAUUAAAAUUAUAACGCUGUUAGGAAUUCGCUAUAGAUGAAAGAGUAUAGAUCAUGUUCUAACAUUCAACAAUGAUGGAGAUAUGACAGAAUAUAAAGAUAAAGAUUAGGCGGAAGGGGGGACGAAGAAGCAAGCAAACAGACAGAGCAGAAAAUUCUGUACUAGUGUUGUAAUGAUUCAUCAGAAAAAAAUUAAAAAAAGAGCAGUAAAACGUUCCUUUAGAUCAAACUUGCAAAUAGUAUAAUGAUCCUUUAGUUUGCAAAAAUGACUGUUUUGUCAUUUAAAUUUAUAAACAAAGACUCGAGCAUUGUUCUUCCAUAUAUAUAUAUAUAUAUAUAUAUAUAUAUAUUAGUUCCAGUUAAAUUUUAUGUAAAUUUCUAUUUUCUUAUUUGUUUUACAAACUCAUUAGUAAUAUUACACUAUGCAUUUCAAUUUAGUAUGCUUUUAAAUCAUAUUUGGCAUAUAUUUAAGUCAUACUUUUGUAUCUAAAUCAAGUUUCUUCUCUGAACUUCUAACAUGUAUAAUAUAUUUGUACAAAUGUACUUCCUCUUUAUAAUAUUAACAAUGCUCGAUAUAGUUUAUAAGCUAAUACGAGCAAAUACUGAAUUUUGAAAUACAGUCUAAUCAAAUCUGACAUUAUAACACAAAUGCUAACGAUACUAAUAAGAAACAGGUGAAUAAUAAGAAUGUUAACCAUGUAUGGAUGAUAUUAUAUAACUAUUGCUAAAAAAUAAAUUGUGGAGUUUAUCAUUGA
Bombus pyrosoma is the source of this 16255-nucleotide messenger RNA. RefSeq names its product sodium channel protein 60E-like. The record is from RefSeq and is a predicted model, not a curated record. Lineage: Eukaryota; Metazoa; Arthropoda; Insecta; Hymenoptera; Apidae. Gene Ontology annotation, molecular function: voltage-gated sodium channel activity. Gene Ontology annotation, biological process: membrane depolarization during action potential; sodium ion transmembrane transport; neuronal action potential. Gene Ontology annotation, cellular component: plasma membrane; voltage-gated sodium channel complex. The transcript is spliced from 22 exons. Bases 3148 to 10791 code for a protein of 2547 amino acids.